UAAAACAGAAAGAAGAAGAAGAUUUCCGGCUUGCAGUACUGUCGUAACUAGACGCAUUUUUGCUAAGUAUUGUUCACGCUACAGUUACUAGCUAAUUUCAUUACAUUAUAGCCACGUCCAGGAAGAGGGCUUUGGCACAAAACAAUAGUUUUUGUGUGUACGACGUUUAUGUGGAACGAGUGUUUCCGCACACGUUUCUUCCACCGUUAAAAUGAAGAAAGGGAGCUCAGAGAAAGUCCGCCAUGUGGUAGCAUGGAUCAACAAAGCUGAAUGGGAUCAGGUUCUGGAAUAUCUUUACUCCAAAGAUUCCACCUUACAAAGGCAAGCACUGCAGAGAAUAUCCGCUUGGAAAGGCAGGUAUGUCAACAGCACUCCUGUUGCAGUGGACUGCACGGCGGACCUGAUCAGGUGCCAAGCACUGGACCGGUCUGGACAGCUAGAGGGAGAUGAUCUGGUUCUCCUUUAUGGCGCAGCCCUGGUGAGGUUUAUCAACGUGAUCACCGAGAGACAACAGGGUAGAAUAGCCCGACCACUGAAGCACCUAGCUGGGAACUUAAACAUUCCAGAGUGGGUCGUAGAACUGAGGCAUGACUUCACACACCGGAAACGCCCUACCCUGAAAUGGUGUCGAAAAGGGUGUAAGGUGGUUCUGAAGUGGCUUCAUCAGGAGUACUGGUCCAGACAGUUUGGAGGAGCUUCUAAUGUGAAUUGGGAAUUUCAGUCUGACGGCGAGGAGGAUGAGGAGCUUGACCUUAAACGCCAGGAGGACAAACUCAUUGCAAGUCAAAAAGAAAUGGAAGCCUACAAAACUGCCCGAGACCUUCUGAUAACGUUUGAAAAAGAGCAGUACCAAGCUCUUGAUAAGUCUCAACAACAGAAAUGCCCUGGUCCCUUCUCAGACAUGAGCUGGUUGCUGGGUGAGGUCAAGCAGUUUUCUAUGGAGUCGAGUGACUUACUGAUUGAUGUGAUGUUGGAGGAUGGGUUUCUGGUGCCUACUGUGCCACAGCUGGAAUCGUUAAGGUGUGAGAGUUCUGACAGUGACACUGAACCCAGACUUCCUCAAACAUUCCUGCGUUUCUGGCUGCCCCUCCUGAAGAUGCUGAACUCAUCAUCCUUUAUUCAUCUUUUUCUGGAAAAGCUGUUUGUUGAACUGAAGGUUCUUGUUAAAGAGAAGAACCACCACAGGGCUUACUACAUCUCUGCUUGGAUUUCAGAAGUCAUCCUGUGCAACUGCAAUAAAUUUGACCAACCUAAUGAAUCAAAAGGACAGAGGAAGGCAAGAAUGAAAGACAAGAUCUUUGUAAACCGCAUCGAGCUGAGGUGGCAACAGCUGCUCUCUGCAUGCCUGGAAGCUCCCUGCAUCAGCACGCCUCACCUGCUUCAGUUAAUUCUGAAUGACAUGGAGCAUCCUCUCCCUCCAGAGACCCAACAGAGGCUGCUUCAGCUCUGCUCCAUUUACACACAGCCCACAAACCUUGAUGUUAAACCUUCUUCAGAGAAUAAACAUCCUGUAUACACACUGGAGAGUUUGCAUGAGAAACUGAAGCAUUUGCAGCACCAAAGCCAUGCUUCACAUUCCACGGCAGACUCUGAGAGGAGUGACUCCUCCCAGGAGUACAAGUGUAUGGAUGCUGUGGCUGAAAAGCUGAGAGGUUCUCCAUGGCAGGUGUGCACUGAUAAAGUUGUGUGGAAAAACUAUCCUCUUGGUAAAGUUCCUGGACAGUCCAAUGACCCUUCAUGCCUCAUGGCGGAAAACUAUUCAACACUGACGGUUUUUGACCAGCCAGUGGAGCUGGAUAGCAACAAAACUCACGAUGUCCCUGGAGUCUCAGCACCAGUGAGAACAUCUGAUGGCCUUAUUUGGAAUCACAGUGAUAUCAACAAGCUGAAAUCUGGACUGCAGCUUUUUUGAGCCAUGAUGUAAUACUGUGCAUGGUGGCAUGUAAUUGCUGGCACUGUUGUUGACUGAGAAAAAGAAACAUCAGUUUGAAAUAAAACCUCCACUGAUAAACCGCUUUUGGUCAAAUCUGAGGAUUCAGUGUUUUUCUGUGUUAUAUCAUUUAUUCUUGCAACUACUAUAUGAUAAAUACAACUUUAAGGUUUGCUUCUUUUAUGAAUGUUUUUGAAAAGGUCAUGACCUA
Messenger RNA from Betta splendens (Siamese fighting fish), 2141 nucleotides. RefSeq names its product LAS1 like ribosome biogenesis factor (gene las1l). NCBI's taxonomy places the organism in Eukaryota, Metazoa, Chordata, Actinopteri, Anabantiformes, Osphronemidae. Gene Ontology annotation, cellular component: Las1 complex; preribosome, large subunit precursor. Gene Ontology annotation, molecular function: endonuclease activity. Gene Ontology annotation, biological process: maturation of LSU-rRNA; maturation of 5.8S rRNA. Bases 212 to 1912 code for a protein of 566 amino acids. The transcript has a single exon. The record is from RefSeq and is a predicted model, not a curated record.